UGUUUUGUUUAAUGUAGACAACCCUUGUGUUCAAGUCCGAUAAGGAAAAUACAGUAAAAUGAGCGCAAGUAAAAAGUUACGAGAGUUGCAGAUAUUGAAAGAGGAAGAAAAAGUUAUGAUGAAUAUUGCAAGCAAAUUAAGUCGUCAUCUGAAUAGUUUAAAGGUUGAAGAGUUGGCAAUUCUCAGUCAGAUACGUUCCCAGCACAUGCCAGUUAAAUGUGAAGAUCUUAAGGAUGAUGAAGUACAAGAAUAUUCACAUGAAGAUUUACAAUUAGCAGUCAACACUGCACUUGAAGGUCACGAGGAGGAACAAGAAGAAGAAGAGGAGGAAGAUGAGGAGGAAGAGGAACAACUACAGGCAAUGGGCAAAGAGCAUGCCAUUCAAAAAGAAUAUGAUGAUUUAUCAGCAUUUAUGAAUGAAAUAGAACAAAGUAACCCUUGAAUGCAUGGGAGCACAUGCCACGGUUUAUACCUGUUAUACAAGCAAUGAUGGAUGAUCCGUUUCCAGUUGGUGAAGAUGCCCACUGUCAGCAAUCAGUAAUUUCUGAAGGAAAGAUUGAUGAUUUAGGCUAAAAGACAUCCCUUGUUUUAUUAAACCAAAGAAGAAUACUAUUUUGGGGAUGAGCACAGAACAAGCCUCAGUUUCUAAGUAACAGACUUCUUUGCGCCAUGAAGCAUGGUUCAUACUGUGAUGCUUUUCAGUUUUGUAUGAAAGAUUAUGAGGAAUAAAGGCAACACAAAGUUCAGUCUGUAAGUGUAUUCUUACAACAUGGAAAAAGCACUGAUGUCACUCAUCUGCAUACCAUUAUCAUAUGAUAUCACGAGAUUAUAAUUUUGCUAAUCUUAAAGUGAAUAUGCUAACAAAUGUGAACACCAAUACACUAUACAAACAGCAAUGUACAUAUAGGGCUAACACAAGGACUUGUGAGGCUUUAUUUUAAGGACAUUUUCUUUCAAUGACUUAGAGUAAAGAGGCAAACUCACUGUCAUUUAUGAGUGCCUAUACCCCAGAAAUUGUAUUGUCUGGAUGGCACUGUAGGUGUCAGUCCUGAUGUCACCAGACUUGUCAUCUACAAUGUGGUUCAUGACCCUGAAGCUGCUUUCAACCUGAGCACCAUGAAAGCAUGUGAGAACAGCAAGUGCCAUAUUGCCCACACUUUUGACUUUGCUUGUCCCCACCAGUGAUCUGGACACACUGGUUUGCCAUCAGGUCCAGUUGUUGGGGGUACAGUUGCAGCUUAUGGACUUUACGAUUGUACACGGUCUCUUCAGUUGUCAGUACUUUCACAAGUUUUGGGAACUUUUUCAACUCUUUUAAGGUGACUGUGUGCCGCCUUGCAAUAGGAUCCAGUGCAGAGGCACACUGGAGGACUUCAUUUUCUAGUGGCAGUUUGUGUUGGAGAUAUGAGGCACAGCCAACAAAGGUUUUCUUUGCCUUAAGCAAAAAGUCAUUGAUGGUACUGUCAUGUUUAUCCUCCUUUAGGACCUUUUCUACAAUUUUGGUUGCUUUUUUUCCAAGUGACAACUCAGCAAUAGGUACUCCACAACUAUCCAUCAGAAUUGACACAAGUUUACACCAUAGAAGUUGCUUUUGUUCAAAGAGCUGACAUUAUCCUUGGAAAAGAGAGUCUGCUGUAGCCACCGUGAACUCCAAUUAUGAUAAAUGUUCUACCACAAUUUCACCCUGCUUCUCGUUGAAGAAGCUGACUAGAACAGUCGGUACCUUUUUAUGGUUCACACUCAUUGAUUCCUCAAUUACACUACCAUGAAAGAACUUCAUGCAACUGAUAACUUUAUAUUAGACUGAGAGGGUCUCUUUUUUUGUGCCAUUGAGUACAUUUUUUUCCAUGAUCUACAUGUCUAAUAUCAUUAAUGUCUCUCUAUUCUCCCACAGAUAUUUUGUCACCCAUUUUUUUCUGGAAAAAACCUUUUCUGUGGUAUCCUUUGUCUUGAAAGGAGGGGUAUAAAAUGUGAAUAAAAAACAAUAGCAAUUGAUAUUAAAAAUGUCUUGGCAUCAUCCACACAUACUUUGCUUUCACUUUGGCAAUUUUGGCACAUCCCAAGAUCUCAUUUCUUAGGGAAGACCCUCCUUGUGAAACCAAGGCCUGGUGUUGUCAUUGCUUUCGAGGGAUUUCCAAUCUCAUCGACUUUGUCAUAUUCUAUUUAUUAAUGUUCUAUCUUUUAUGUAACGUUUGCAAGAAUAAAUUUGCAAAUUAUCAAUUUUCAUGUGUAUAAUACAAGAUUUAAUAAACAAUCUUAUUUAUAA
Lingula anatina is the source of this 2266-nucleotide messenger RNA. RefSeq lists its product as uncharacterized. The record is from RefSeq and is a predicted model, not a curated record. Gene Ontology annotation, biological process: transcription by RNA polymerase II; transcription initiation at RNA polymerase III promoter. Gene Ontology annotation, cellular component: nucleus. NCBI's taxonomy places the organism in Eukaryota, Metazoa, Brachiopoda, Lingulata, Lingulida, Lingulidae.